This is a messenger RNA of Colletotrichum navitas, 778 nucleotides long. RefSeq lists its product as uncharacterized. The transcript has a single exon. Lineage: Eukaryota; Fungi; Ascomycota; Sordariomycetes; Glomerellales; Glomerellaceae. The record is from RefSeq and is a predicted model, not a curated record. Bases 113 to 607 code for a protein of 164 amino acids.
AGGUAAUCUCACCUCUCGCCCCGUGUAAGACAGGGCAGCAUGCCUCUGGCCAAAGUAAGCAUGGCCGAAAGGCCUCGAGGGAUAUUACAACCACGCAAAAUAUGCUCCAACGAUGACGUUCUCGGCGAGAGUCAAUGUUGGGGAUCAGAGGAUCAGACACUUUUGGAACCGCACGAUGCCUAGGAAUGGGCUUUUCACAUUCGAGCAUUUCGAGCUCUUCCUGUCUCAAUUCCUAGCACUGUCUCUCUCUCUCUCUCUCUCUCGCUCUUCACAGGCCUUCAAGGGGCCUCGCUCAACCGUGGUAUCAUCCUCCCCUUUCCCUAGUCGGUUCUCUUUUUCCGGUCUUCCCACCAACCAGCGGAAUGCCGUCUUCAGCCAUGCCACACACUCUCUCGUCCAUCCCCUUUUCAAGUAUUUUUGUCUUGCCCGCAAAUUAAAAAAACACGGGCCUGAGAAAACGGUCCCGGUGGUGUGUGGAGUAUCACAAACCCGCAUACGACGCGGAGAGGAAAAAGAACACUAUAGGGGAAAACGGAACAGAAAGAAGAGACAGGGGAAGGGGGGGAAGAGAACCCCCAAAGGUAGCGAUCGUAGAGCGAAUAGGUAGAGUGGAAAUCUUUGUGCCAGGCAUAAAUCAAGGAAAGAAAGAAACACCCGAAACACCUUUCCCCCCUUGGCAACUUCCGGAGAAGAACACACCCUUCAUGUGUGUAUGUGUGAUGUGAUCGUCGGGCUAGCCUUCUGUUGUGGUAUCAUCCCGCCGCCCAGUAAGAUGAAG